This is a messenger RNA of Paramuricea clavata, 899 nucleotides long. Lineage: Eukaryota; Metazoa; Cnidaria; Anthozoa; Malacalcyonacea; Plexauridae. The record is from the annotation of a GenBank genome assembly.
AUGUGUAUUUUAGAAUACAGUGGUAUUCGAAAAGCUCUAGCUCCUACUGAAUUCAUUCCGAGAACAACUGCACGCACGGAAGCACGCAAGUACGAAGACAAAGUAGGUUUCUCACAGUGGCGGCGGAAAGAAGAACAAAUAUUGCAUGUCUUUAGUGCCAAAAGAGACGAAGUUGCAAAGAAUGACACAGAAAUUGAAUUAAUUGUAAAUUGUAAGUAUAUAGUUGGUAGUGUAUACUACGCAUCGCAGUAGUUGAGACAUGCAUGCAUGUUUGUUGCAUUUUAAAAUCAUCAGGAUGGCCCAAUCCUUCCUCAUAUAUAUGCUUCUUGCAUACAUGUAUAUUCUGAUCAAACGGUACAUAUAACAUGCAACUACGAUUGCUAUUAUAAUCGUUUAACACUAUGAUCUGUCGGGCUAUGAAUCUUCAGAUCGUGAAUAUUUAUCCCCUGAAGGUAAGAUUACAGCUAUUAUUUCGCCAAUUUGUCUGGAUAUUAUAGUCGGUAAGAAUUGCUCUAAACUGUAGCUAUGUGUACACCGACAACGGGGUAGGAACAUCUUUUUUAUAUUCAGACCUUUUUAAUAUUAUUUUCAUUUUCAAAAGCAGGACCACUAUAGCAACACAUCGAACGACGAAAGGCAACGAAAUAGAUAACGGAAUACCACAGUUUUUAAAAUUUUAACUUGUUUUAUAUUUUGUUCAGUGUUAUAGAGUUACGCGAUCAGUUAUAUUGUUAUUUUUUCUUGAAGAUGUGGAAGUUGAGGAUGCGGAAGAGGAUAAAGAAAAGAAACCAAAAACAAAUAAGGUUGAGAAGACCGUGUGGGACUGGGAACUGAUGAACGACACCAAAAAUGAACACAGAAGACAAUUAUCAAUCAUUGAGAGUAAAUGCUGCAAGUAA